CGUCUCUUAAACAUGUCUUGAACAGUUCAAUUUCAAAGUGGAAACCAUUGUCGAGAACAAGAGAAACAGAUACAGAACCAGAGAGAAGACGAAAAUGGAAUCCAGGGACAAAAUCAAAAUCGCAUUCACAAUCGCUUGCUUCGCAGCAAUCUCUGUCUUCUUCACAACACAAUACCGAAAGCAUCGAAAGCAAAAACAAUCUCCCAAUUCUUGUUACUUGAAAACAGAAUCCAAAUCACAAAACACUUUCAAGCGUGUUCUCGCCGAUAACUCCUACUCUCCAUUCAAGCACCUCAAGCACAACCACUCCAACAGCGCAGAGGUUUCUUCGAAAUCUCAUCCAUUUGAAACGGAGAUCACAACUUUGUUGAAGAAUCCUGAACUCGAAUUCAGCUUCAUUGAUGAAAAUAUGGAUUUAAAAAUGGGUGAUUCAUACGUUUGGGUCGAAACAGAGUCGCAGUUACGAGAGCUUGUUGAUGUGUUGAGUGGAGAGAGAGUGUUUGGUGUUGAUACUGAACAGCACAGCUUGCGUUCCUUUCUAGGUUUUACAGCUCUUAUACAGAUUUCUACUCAAAGGGAAGACUAUUUGGUGGACACCAUAGCUCUGCACGAUGUAAUGAGUAUUCUUCGCCCUGUUUUUUCCAAUCCUGAUAUUUGCAAGGUCUUCCAUGGUGCUGAUAAUGAUGUUCUCUGGCUACAAAGAGAUUUCCAUAUAUACAUUGUUAAUUUAUUUGAUACUGCAAAGGCUUGUGAGGUGUUGUCAAAACCACAGAAGUCAUUGGCGUACUUACUUGAAACAUAUUGCGGUGUUGCCACGAACAAACUUUUUCAGCGUGAAGACUGGAGACAACGUCCACUGACCAUAGAAAUGGUGCAAUAUGCUCGAACAGAUGCACAUUAUUUAUUAUAUAUUGCACGUUGUCUUGUUUCAGAGCUUAAGCGGCAGGAUAACGAAAAUUCAGCUUGUUGCGAUGAUGAAUUCCAUUUUGUUCUUGAGGCUAGUCGUCGUUCAAACGCGAUCUGCUUGCAACUUUUCUCAAAAGAGAUUGAAGCUUGUCCAGGAGAGUAUGCUGCAUCAUCGAUAAUUUCCCGUUGUUCGAAUGAUCAAGGACUUAUUUGUGAUACUAAGUUUCAGGAUCUUGUGAGACGAUUGUGCACUUGGAGGGAUUUAAUGGCUCGUGUGCAUGAUGAAAGCUUGAGAUACGUCUUAUCUGAUUAUGCUGUUAUCGCUCUUGCAGAUAGAGUUCCAACAACUGAGGCAGAAAUAUAUGACACCAUAUCCCAAGCCGAUCCAAAUUUUGAAUAUUUGAAUCUUAGUUCCCUUCAAUUCCCAUCCCCUAUUGUUUGCAGCCAUGUCGAAGACUUUGAUUAUUUACUCCAAGACAGGAUAGGCAAGCCUGAUGACAUUUUUCAACCAAUCCUUCAAAUGCACCUGGGUCCAAAUGGGAGUUGUCCGCUCUCUAUCUUUAAUUAUGCUUUAUUAUCUAAAACUAACAUGGAACUAACAAAUCGAUUAGUUUCCAAGCAAAAUAGAUUUAAAAAUUCAAGACAAAUAGCAAAGAAGGCUUCUCGAGAGUUGUUUGUUCAAAAAUUUUCCUGCAAAUCUCCAGUUUAUCAUAACUGUAGGAUCUAUGCCAAUGAUGGGCGAUUGCUAUGCUAUUGCGAUCGAAGGAAGCUUGAAUGGUAUCUUCGUAGAGAUUUGGCAAAACUUGUUGAGGAUGAUCCUCCUGGCAUAAUGCUUCUUUUUGAACCCAAAGGCCGUCCUGAAGAUGAGGGCAAUGAAUUCUAUAUCCAUAGUAAGAAAAAUAUUUGUGUUGGCUGUGGUGAAGGAAAUCACUACUUGCGCUAUCGAAUUAUACCCUCAUGCUACAGAGUGCACUUUCCAGAGCAUUUGAAAAGCCAUCGUUCACAUGAUAUUGUCUUACUUUGUGUUGACUGCCAUGAAAUUGCUCAUACUGCUGCUGAGAAGUACAAGAGACAGGUUGCCGCAGAAUUUGGAAUACCGCUUUUUGUUCGUAAAGUAGUUGAUUCUACACAACCCCAAGAUGAGUCAUCUUCUUCUAUUAUGGAUCAAGAGGAGGUAGGCGUGUCUCCUUUACAAUUGCGAACAGCAGCCAUGGCUCUCUUACGGCAUGGGCCUACAAUGCCAUCUAAGCGCCGUGAAGAACUGAAACAGAUUGUCGUGAAGUAUUUUGGAGGGAGGGAAAUAUCAGAGGAAGAUUUGGAAAGAGCUUUGCUAGUUGGAAUGGGUCCUCAAGAGAGGAGACGGCUUGAGAAAAAGAAAGGGAUUUCAUUUAAACAUUCUACAGGAAUUAUCAAUCCAGUCAAGAAGCUGGAGAAUAACAGUUGUAGUGAGGUAACAUCGGCUAGUUUAAGUACACAAAACGUCAAUAAGGUAACAUCGGCUAGUUUAAGUACACAAAACGUCAAUAAUAUAGAUAAUUCACAUGCUAUGAAAGGGGAAAUGUGCAGCAAAGAAGAUGAUGACCUUUCAAUGGCAAAGGAUAUGAAUGUAAGCAGAUCCUUUUUAGGUGCUGAUUUAGAAGUUAAUGGGGAAGUGUCUGCUGCUGACAGCAAGAAUACAAACUUAGAUAGAAUUGGAGAUUCUGAGGCUAUAUGCAUAUCUGUUUUGGAUACUGAUGAUAAUUUUGAAAGAAGGAUUCCAUCGAACGGAACAGAUAAUUCUUUUCCACCCAGUUCUGAGGAAAAUGGCUCAUCUAAACAUAAUUCAAAGUUAUCACUUUUAGGACAUGGACCACAUGGGAAGCAGGUAGUGGAUCAUCUCUUAAAUGAAUAUGGGGAGGAUGGGAUACUUCAAUUUUGUCAGAGGUGGAGACAUGUUUUUGUUGAAGCUGUUCAUCCUCGUUUCUUACCUGCUGGCUGGGAUAUAACACACAGUGGUAGAAGGGACUUUGGCGACUUCAGUGUUUAUAAUCCCGUAAAGAAAGUUUCUGUUGCUGCUAACGUGUAGUGAACAGAUGAGAGGUAUGCAAAACAAAGAUCAUCCAACUUCAUAGGCCAAAAAAAUGGAUGUCUAAUGCCAUUAUCGUUUUGCUUUUCUUCUUUUAUCUUUUUUGUUUUUUUCCUUUCCAUUGAACAGGGAGAACUCUGGUUUUAAAGUUCCCAUUUUUGUGUAUCAUAAUUAUUUAUUGAAUUUUUUAAUUCUGAGGAGAGAUGAAAUUCCAA
Messenger RNA from Cornus florida, 3186 nucleotides. RefSeq names its product protein RRP6-like 3. Gene Ontology annotation, molecular function: nucleotide binding; 3'-5'-RNA exonuclease activity; nucleic acid binding. Gene Ontology annotation, biological process: exonucleolytic trimming to generate mature 3'-end of 5.8S rRNA from tricistronic rRNA transcript (SSU-rRNA, 5.8S rRNA, LSU-rRNA); TRAMP-dependent tRNA surveillance pathway; nuclear polyadenylation-dependent antisense transcript catabolic process. The record is from RefSeq and is a predicted model, not a curated record. The transcript has 12 exons. Gene Ontology annotation, cellular component: nuclear exosome (RNase complex); nucleolus. NCBI's taxonomy places the organism in Eukaryota, Viridiplantae, Streptophyta, Magnoliopsida, Cornales, Cornaceae. The coding region runs from base 95 to 2971 and encodes 958 amino acids.